Messenger RNA from Peniophora sp. CBMAI 1063, 1950 nucleotides. Lineage: Eukaryota; Fungi; Basidiomycota; Agaricomycetes; Russulales; Peniophoraceae. The record is from the annotation of a GenBank genome assembly.
AUGAGCAGUGACAACACAAGUAUGGAUACGGGGCCUCCGAACCUUCCUAACGAGGCAGACCAGUAUUGGAGCGCCGCAGGAAAGCCUCGUCUUGCUCGCUUAUGCGCUGGUCUGACAGGUGUUCCGACUCACCGUAGGGGUCUCUCACAGUCCCAGAUCGCCGCCUGCUGUGACGCUCUCGACACCGAACGGCGCGCCAUCAGGCGUGUGCUCUGCCAGCUCGACGCGUCUCACAACGAUUUACAACCAGUAAACUCUCUUCCCUCGGAGAUCUUGACCCACAUCUUCAAGUUGAUCGUAGAGCGUCAUCAGAUCAAAAGGAUUGGCCGACGACACAUGUGGGCCACCGAUUUCUUCUCCUUGGAGUUGUAUGGAUUAGCUCGCGUGUGCAGGCGAUGGCGCACCGAGGCGCUGGCUUGCCGCUCUCUCUGGACCAACCUUGCAACGUCCAUGUUACCUGUGGUCCUGCGGAAUUCUGUCAAAAGAAGUCAGGACGCAUCGCUGAGUGUGGUUACGGACCACUACCGCCAGCGUACAGGUCUGCCAGAGCGCCUAGCAAUCGUCCUUUCGCCCGAAGUACUAGACCGCGCGAGACACUUGUCCCUUGUGUAUGGGGCGUUCAAGCGCGGUUUUGGCGGUUCUCUUGAACCAUUGACGCGACCUAUGCAUCGAUUGGAGUCCUUCGAAUAUCAUCGAGAAUCAUCUUUCGGGGGGUCUUUGGGUGUGGACGAUGGGAAUUUGCCGGGCAAUCUCUUCUCCGGCAUCGCUCCUCGACUCGUCCGCUUCACUGUCGAGUAUCCGUCAAGUUUUCCGCACUUCCCGGAUCUCUUUAAACAACUCCGAUCACUGUGCUUGAAGACACUGCAACAUCUCGACUUUGCGCACCCAUCAUUUCACGACGUGUUCAAUGUGUUAGAUCUUAUGGCCGAUCUUGAGUCACUGGAGCUCACGAAUACGCUGCCUAUAACAUCUCCUCCGCCGCGCCGGUCUACACAGCUUAUCAGGCCGCGUCUCAAACGCAUCGUACUGGAAGGCCCGAUGUUGUCAUGCACCUGUAUCAUUCGCGAGUUUCGUGUAACGGCAGAUUGUGCGAUCAACCUCACCUGCAACGCGUCCGGCGAUGCAGCUAGCUCUAUGACCGACCUCCUCGACGCCUUGGAUGAUACUGGGAUCAAGAAUAUUUCGCCUUUCACUCUUUCCGCCUUCAGCGGCUCGACGGGAAGCCUCCACGUAGCCGUAUACAGGGAGACGUACGACGACAUCAACGAUGUACAUGGAGUACCAUCGGGUUUCAGUCCUUCGGAGUUCGCGUUCUUCCCUGAUGACCCGCCACUCCUCAACAUCAGAGUCGAAGGUCUCGACGUGGCCGACAACUCUGUGAUGCCUGUCCACAUCGCUUCGAUAUAUACACGCUUCUUGUCGCUCGAGGAGUUGGUGCUCUUGAGCAUCCACGUCGACAUGGGUGAAUGUAACGUUACGGGCGGUCCCACAGCGAGCUCCGAGCUGCGCCAGUUAUGGACCGUGGCUCUCAAACCAUGUUCUCAACUUCGAGUGGUCCAUUGCGCUGGCGCUGCGGCGUACACACUAUUACGGGAGCUAGCGUCCUCCCACGAGUCGGAACCUCAAUUACUUCCCGCCCUCGACCACCUCUGCUUCGACUCGGACCGGAUCUCGCGCGACUUGUUAUACGAAGGCGUAUCCAUAUAUGACCUGCUUCUCAACGCGUUGCAACAUCGCAAGAUACCCCAUACCAAGAUCUGCGACCGCCAGCCACUCUUGUAUGGGGAGGGGGACGAGGAUGAGGUCGCAAUACUCAGGCAGCAUACCGACCUUUGGUUCUUUGAGCGCUUAUAUGGAGAAGAUAGCGAGUCCUUGGGCGAUCUCCCUGACCACUUCUUCGAGUAUGGUCCGAAUGUGGUGGAGGUGGGCGCGGACGACGACGGAGCGUAG